Penicillium antarcticum is the source of this 2439-nucleotide messenger RNA. RefSeq lists its product as uncharacterized. NCBI's taxonomy places the organism in Eukaryota, Fungi, Ascomycota, Eurotiomycetes, Eurotiales, Aspergillaceae. The coding region runs from base 1 to 2439 and encodes 812 amino acids. The transcript is spliced from 2 exons. The record is from RefSeq and is a predicted model, not a curated record.
AUGGAAGUCCCCCCUGUGGAAGACUCUAUGGAGAUGGCCUCGCCCUACCAGGGGCAGGUUGACGAUUUUGAUAUCGACAUCGACUUCAUGGAGGAUCAUGAUCAUACCUCCAAUAUGGACAGCGAUAUGAUGGGCGCGGAAGAGUUUGCCAACGCAUCUCAGCCUACCGAGUUCAACGAGGCCAUACACGAUGCCGACAUGGCUGAUGAGCUCUCUGAGGGGUCGAUGAUCGAUGCUCACCUCGUCGACCAAGAUAACGACAUCGAUGUGAAUUUUACAGAAGAGACAUACGAAGCUGAGAUGAUUGAAGACGAUCAACUCCAAGAUGUUGGUAUUCCAGUUCCCACUAUCCAACUAGAAAGCACGACCACCGAAGAUACGAGCAAGCCCAUCGAGGUAAAUGAGACAGUCUCAGUCAUGGUCGAACAACCCACCCUGCAAGUACAGGGAACUCCUAGCGUUCCCACCGAACUUCAACAAGAUCAAAUUGAGUCUCAAGUAUCCGAGACCCAGCCCCCUAACACCGAGAUCGCUCCCGCCACGGAGGAGGAUACCCUUGUCCAGAACCCGACCGAAAACGGCACCGAUACUGAAAACACUGAAAACCACGAACAAGUUGAUCUUGGUCUGAAGGUGAAAGAGACAGAAAACCAUUCUCUCUUGGCCACAGAUGAGAACCCUGAGGCAACGGAAAGCCUGGAGACUAGUCAAGUCCAGACUUCCUUCGAAGAGACCCAGGCUGCUCCCCCUGAAGACCCUCAGGCUAAUACCUCUGCGUUCGAGCAUGCAGAGCCACAACCUUCACAUGAGGAAGAGGCUCACGCUGAGAAUGGAAAUGAAUCCCUCCAUCCUGUGAAAAUCUAUUAUCAAGACAAUGAGAUCGCUCUCUUCCCACCUCUUGAGGGUGACUCAGCAGAGACAUUCUUCCUUCAUGAUGAAGAUGUGGCGUAUGAAAACGUUGGUGAAUUGUUCAAGGCUCUGCGCCAGGUGCUCCAGGGUAAUGUGGCGGAUAAUGAGGUCCUUGUUAUUGAUAUCGAUGUGCUUGGUAUUCAAAUGACAGAGGACUCUUUCCACGCAUCCCAAGUUACUUUGCACCAGGUCGUUGAUCUCUACCUUCGACUUUGCCACAACGAUGGCACCACAGAUGCUGAAGCUCUCUAUCUAACACUAAGCAGCAAGCGCGCGUUCCCAGCUGAAAUUGCUGAUCUCCUUGACGCUGCCAAUGAUGGCAAGGGACUCUCAGGAAUCCACCCAUGGGCUGAAUUUGAUGAACUUGAGCCCGGCUCUGAAGAUGAUGUUGGAAUCCAUGAGACCGAGCAACAUGAGGGUGGGUCUUCCAGCCAAGAAGCUCAGCCAGAACAAUCAGACCAUGUCACUCAGCUUGCUUCAUCUGGUGAAGAGCAGGCCGCUCCAGUUGACGAGAGCCCGCCUAAGGAAGCUCGUCCGGGUGAUGCCCAAAUAAAGGACUUGCCGCAGGAGGAUAUUGCAUCCGCCGCUGUCCAAGAACAGACCCGGGCUGCACCAGAGUAUGACGCUCUUCAAGGUCAGCCUAAAGGCAGAGAAAAUGAUCAGUCUGGAUUCGAACACUUUGAAGGCGAACAUGUCCAAGAAGAUAGUCUCCACGAUGAUGAUCAAGGUGAAAAUUACGAUAACGAGAACGAAGGUCACUACGAUUCCGAAGGCCAACAGAGCGAAUCUACGGCCACUGUGGCCCCGCUAUCUGGUGAGGCUGAGAUCACAGAGCAGAUCGAAGAUGUCUCGACAGAUGCUGCGGAAGCUAAAUAUGACCAAAAUGAAGAUGAAAAUGGUGGCUUCGAUGCCGAAUACUACAACGACGAAGACAAUGGUUUCGGUGAUCAAGGGAACUUCCAGGAUGAAUUUACCGGCGAGGAUAAUGACAGUGGUGCUCAAGCUCCUGCCGAUCAUGCACCCGGGCCUGAUGGAGACGAAGAUGAAUUAGAUGCCGCCCCCACGGAUGAAGUCGUAUCGGCAGAUGCCUUCAACACUGAAGGCGAUCAGACUUUCAAUGAACAAGUUGAGCCUACCUCGAAUGGUGCACCACAAGAAGCAUCUGGCAAGGAGCAAACCCCUGAUCAUUCAAAUGAUUUGCUUGAGAUAGCUCCAGAUGUGUUGCAAUCCCCCGCGAAAGACACCGAGCACGAACUUGAUCACAUUGAGGGCGUAGUCUCCGGCGAGCCCGAGCACAAAUUCGCUCACGAUGAAGGUGCCGAUGAGCAACAUUUCGAGGAUAACUUUGGCGAAUACGCCCCCAAGGUGGACGAAUCCGAGGCAGUCGUGCUGGCUGAGGCAGACACUUCAGUCGCAGAUGCUGAACCCAGCGCGAUCCUGUCUUCCAAACGGUCUCGCGAAGACGACGACGACGAUGAAUGGGAUCUGGUGGAAACCACUGUUGACACCAAGCGCCGCCGCUCGUCGUAG